Puntigrus tetrazona (Sumatra barb) is the source of this 8083-nucleotide messenger RNA. RefSeq names its product sema domain, transmembrane domain (TM), and cytoplasmic domain, (semaphorin) 6Bb (gene sema6bb). Bases 954 to 3557 code for a protein of 867 amino acids. The record is from RefSeq and is a predicted model, not a curated record. The transcript has 18 exons. Gene Ontology annotation, molecular function: chemorepellent activity; semaphorin receptor binding. Gene Ontology annotation, biological process: neural crest cell migration; negative regulation of axon extension involved in axon guidance; axon guidance. Lineage: Eukaryota; Metazoa; Chordata; Actinopteri; Cypriniformes; Cyprinidae.
AAAUUAAUUCCGCUCCAGUCCGCAGCUCUAUUCUGCGUCAGGUUUUGGCAUUGACUUGCGUUUGAAUAGCUGUGGGUGACAGACUUACAACAGCGCUGAGAUAGCAAACGCGUGAUCUUUCUCUUUUAGACCAAACGCUCCAGGCUGCACGCCGGGGAAUGCUGGAAAUAUUACGCUUCUACCGGACAAUAAGAGUUUCCUUUAACAAAUUCCAGAGGCUGGACUCCUCGAAUCGGAGGCAGCGACGCGCGCACCAAACAAACGAACGUGCCUUUUUGUCCACGCGCUCAGGAGCGUGUUCGUUCUACUGGCGCAGCACUGAAUAACUAUUGUAGCGGUAGGUGACUGAUAAGGCAAGUGUAUCCAGCCCAGACGGACACGUUUUCAUAAAGCACAGCUGGUUGCGCUGGCGUGGACUGUUUGUGCCAUCAUUUGUUAGACAUACGGCAGUUUAUCCCCGCUUAUUGCAAACGACUUCUUGGAUACUGGAUGGCUGUCCGAAGGGGAAUACAACGGCUGCAGGACCAAGCCGGGAAUGCCAUUUGUUCACGAGCUGCAUAAACGAGCUUUGUUGCGCGGUGUUUUUACCCGGGGACAGGUGUCGUUGUGUACGUUGGGGCAGGGGGUAAGUUGUUGGGGGUUUGGACACAGUUGUCUUAAGGAUGUCAGAUCAGGGAUCAGAUCUGCACAGAGACAGGUGCGAUAGAGAGGAGUAGAUUUCACGCGGACCCCUCCUCUCUUCUCCUCUCUUCUCCUCUCAGUCAUUCUGGAUUAUAGUCCCGAGGAGGCGAGUCAUUCAAAGAGAACCGGGCUCACCGUUUCCCGCGGCUGUUAUCGCCUCUGUCUUUUUCUCACCCCUCUGAGAGAGUUCACCGCUGGUGGAGCUGUGUGAACCCAAGGAGAGUUCAGACCUCAACCUGGAGGAGCUUCACUCAUGCCGGAGCUACUCUACCAUGACGACUGUGGCUAGAUCUUUCAUCGGGUUCUUCUGGCUCCUGCGGUUGGUGUGUGCAGUGUUCCCUGAGGAACCGGGACCUCUGAACUUUAUCCCCACUGAAGUGGUGAGAAGGUAUCCUGUGUUUCUCGGUCGACCCCAUCGCUCAUCACUCAGACAGGAGCCUUUACACAUUCAGAGGAUCCUGCAGGUCAAUCGUACCCUUUACAUUGGAGCCAGAGAUGACCUUUUCCGAGUGGAGCUGGACAACGUGGUGGGAGAAGAGAUGUUUUACAGCAAGAAGAGGACAUGGGAAUCCAACAAAAAUGACAUCAGAAUCUGUAGAAUGAAGGGAAAACAUGAGGACGAGUGCCGUAACUACAUGAAGGUUCUGCUCAGCCAACAGGGCGGAUUGUUUAUCUGUGGAACCAACGCCUUCAAUCCGUUAUGUGCCAAUUAUACAGGAGACACUCUUGAGAUGGUGGCGGAAACUGUCAGUGGAAUGGCUAGAUGCCCAUAUGACCCAAAACAUGCCAAUGUGGCCCUGUUUGCUGAGGGGAAUCUUUACACUGCUACAGUGACUGAUUUUCUGGCCAUCGAUGCUGUGAUCUACAGGAGUCUGGGGGACAAUCCCGCUCUCCGAACGGUGAAACACGACUCCAAAUGGUUUCGAGAGCCGUAUUUUGUGAGUGCUGUGGAAUGGGGGCCGCAUGUCUACUUCUUUUUCAGAGAGAUGGCCAUGGAGUUCAACUAUCUGGAGAAGGUGGUUGUCUCUCGUGUGGCACGCGUAUGUAAAACCGAUCAAGGCGGUUCACAGCGUGUACUGGAAAAGCAGUGGACAUCCUUCCUGAAAGCUCGGUUGAACUGCUCAAUCCCAGGAGACUCGCACUUCUACUUCAACCUUCUGCAUUCCACCAGUCCCAUCAUUCACAUGCAUGGCAGGGAUAUCAUCCUCGCUGUCUUCUCCACACCCUCCAACAGUAUUCCAGGCUCUGCAGUGUGUGCUUUUGACAUGGAACAGCUGGCUGGAGUGUUUGAUGGAAGAUUUAAAGAGCAGAAAUCGCCUGAGUCGAUAUGGACACCUGUUCCAGAUGAGGUUGUGCCCAAACCGAGGCCAGGUGGUUGUGCCAUACAAGGCUCCAGGUUCCAUUCCUCCAAUUCUUUCCCUGAUGACAUGUUAACUUUUGUCAAGACCCAUCCACUGAUGGAUGAAGCCAUCCCAUCACUCGGCCAGAGACCAUGGAUUGUUAGGACCAUGGUCAGAUACCAGCUCAACAAAAUGGUGGUCGACACAAACUCUGGUCCAUACGGCAACCAGACAGUCCUCUUCCUGGGCUCCAGCCGAGGGACCAUCCUUAAAUUCCUCGUCACCCCCAACAGGGAUAACACAGUGACCAACAACAACGUGUUCCUUGAGGAACUGGAAGGCUACAACCCAGACAGGUGUGGGACGGACUCUCCUCAGGCCAGGCAGCUGCUCUCUCUCACGCUGGACCGCAUCAGUCACAGCCUCCUACUGGCUUUCCCUUCUUGCGUGAUCAAAGUGCCUGUAGCACGUUGCCAACUCUAUUCCCGCUGCAUGAAGAACUGCAUCGCCUCACGGGAUCCCUACUGUGGCUGGACCAGAGGAAGCACCUGCUCUUUCCUCCGUGCGGGUACAAGGCUUCCCUUCGAGCAAGACGUCGAGCACGGAAACACUUCUCACUUGGGCGACUGUGACGGUCUUCUGCAGGAGAGCUUCAUUGAGGAACCAGAUGGCUUGGUGUCCGUGAACCUGCUGGUGGUGUCAGCAGUUUCAGCAUUCACCACCGGGGCGGCGUUGUCAGGUCUGAUGGUGUGUUGGAUAAUGAGCCUCAAGCACCGCCAGCGCUCCAGAGCCAGUGGAUCUGGCAUGGGAAGCCGUCGCAAGAGUGACAAAGAGCAGAGCAUGCUGGGACACGGCCGCAGUGGUUCGGUGAUCAGCGUGACGCGUAUCAGUGGCAGUGAACGACCCCGCUCGCAGGUUGAAAAUAUGUUUACCAACGGCUGGCCGAAAUCUGGAGAGAUCGACCCAGGACUUCCCACUCCGGAACAGACGCCUCUGCAGCAGAAACGGCCCACUCCUAACGUUCAUCUCACAGACUGCGAUUGGGACCAGACACAUAAUUUCCUCACUCAGACAGGUACUCCCUGCCCGGCGAACUCAGCAGUCAUUUACUUUAGCUCCAAAUACCUGCAAGGUGGACGGCAAGAGGGAUCAGUGGAUGUUCCUCCUCAUUCGGAGCGUCAGCGGUACCUCAUCCUCUCCCAUCAGUCGAAUCAGCAGGAACAGAGCGGGCGACCGUCCGCCCCAGCUACUUGUAACUCUGCUGGUGAUUACAACUUUCUAGCAACACCUCAGGAUGCCUCAGCUCCUACCACUCAGUCGGACUAUGGAGAACACCUGCGAUGGUCCCGCGACGGACUCAACUUCAAUAGCAACAACGCGACUCCUUCUGGCCACCACCCAUAUCCCAUACAGCCACGCACUAACGCUGCGUUAAUACGGCCAGGUCACCACACUCAGCGGGGACUCAGUGAGAUACAGGACUACAGCCACCUGCUGGUGAAAAGUGUAAGCGAGCGCAACCCAAAUGGCCAAUGAGUGGUCCAGGCCCGUUCACACCCUUCAGAGUCCCAUCACCCCCAAGACUCAGACUCCUUCUGUAAUCCUGCCCUUCCUGUCCUCUCUCACUGCCAUCCAGCGUCUUUCAAGUCCCCCACCAGUGGCUGAGCUCUAGGACUACCGAGAGUGAGAGAACGAGAGCGUUAACAGUUGAUGGUGUUAAAGCCGCUGUCCUCCCCCUGCCUGCGGGGUGACGCCACUUAGCACGUUAGCGGCUUCUAUCACGCCCUGUCUAAUGAAGCGGAAGGAUCGCUUAGGAAUAACGGAUGCGUUGGGUGAUGGGAGGUGAAAUGCAUAAUCAUAAUCCUGCGAACGGCUACGUUGACUGUUUAGCAUAGCGAAGCGGUUCCGGAUUGUCUCUCUGUGUAAUCUUAAACCCUGUAAACCAUUCAGUGGAAGUGAUCCGUUUCGUUUUCACCUCUCUUGCUUUACGUUUGCGCCAGCGGAUGCUUCUUUUGUGCAUCCCAGAGCCUUUGCAGACAAGCUCAAACUUCCUUGUGUCUGUUUGUAUGUGUAUGUGAGCCACACCAAAAUGGGGAUUAAAAUGUGCUUGUCGGCUAGACUUGAUGUGAAAGCAAAAUGGCCGACCAACACUGGAGUUUCUUAAGUGAUCUGAUGUCAAAUGACUGACUACCCCUCCCUCCCUUAACCUAUUCUGUGUCAGGAAGCAAUCAAGACAACUGCCAUGUGACUUUAAAGACUUGUGUGCUGGAAUAUCAGAUGUAAAUGGGUCAUGGAAAAGAGCAUUCGCCAAAAAUCAUGGAGGAAUCAAACCAUGCUUUCUGAAUGGAACAUGGAAGCACUGUGGAAAUUACUUUAUUGCAUACAGGAACAUGUUGUUGGGUGGACCCGUUUAUUUUGUGAUGUAUCUUAAAAACCAAGAUGCUUAGUAUAUUUGUUUAUCCCCUACACAUGCUAGAAUUAGAGCAGGGCAUUUGCAACACUUUCUCUUUCUUUCGCUCGGUCUGGCUUCGUUCUCUGCAGUCCAUUGAGUCGAAUGUGAGCUCGGUUGUCUGGGCCGAGCCGGGCCGCUAGGGAGCUGCAUUCAGAGUGUCUCACUGACACUGGGUGUCUUUGUGUGGCCCAGCCAGAGAAGACCAUCCCAACAACAAAUAACCGUUAAGAGUCAUGGCCUAGCCAUCAGCCCAGCCCAGCCCAGGAGAAUGUCAAUGAGGAGCCAGACAGAUCGGACCCCUCUGGGUCCCCCCUCACUGCCAGCCUUCACAAACCUCACAGAAUCAGAUGAAUACAAUGUUACAUUUAGAGGGAAGGCAAAAAAAAAUCAGCCACACUGAGCUCAUGAUGGCACUGUGCCCUCUUCAGGCAUUGUUCAGUUUCCUCUGGCUCUCUUUGGAUUGCUGUUUGUUUGUUUCAGGGUUGUAAACCCCACGGGAGAGAGGAAAGAAAUAGUGUACUAUUCAAUUCAUUCACCUCUCAGUGAACGUCGUUAUCUCUGCUUUCUUCCCGUGAGGCAAUGGUAAUUUACCAACCGUUACCUGAGUGUCUCCACUAGAGGGCGGUAAUGCACUGUUUUUACUUGAUGCUCAAUGGACCCUUUUCACAGCGUGAUGACACAAGACAUGAAUACUUUUAUGAUGUUAAAAGCAACAUAAGACACUGAAGACUAAUGGCUGCUGAAAAUUCAGUUUUUCCAUAACAUAUUAACAUAAUAAACUUUAAUUUAGCAUUUUUAUAUAAAUGCAGCCUUGGUCAGCUUUUUCAAAUCAUUUACAAAAAAAUCUUUCUGAACCUAAAAUUCCAAACAGUAGUGUAUAACACUAUACUUUGUUAUAUUUCCAUAGCAUUAAAUUACAAAAGAAAUAAAAACAUUGGGGUUUCAAAUACAUCUGAGGGAGUGAUGGUAAAACCUUCCUCUUUUAACUGCCAUAAUCGAUCCUUUUUUUCUUCUUUAAGAAAGUCAAGGAAAUACAACAUAGAUUUUUUUGUUGUACUGUUUAAACAAAUGGUAAUGCAAAAAUAACAUUUGCUGCGGUCUCACAUUUAUUUCUGUAAAAGCCUACCCUGCUAUUGUUCAUAUUCCAAACCCAAAAAUGUGAAAAUGGUCCAUGAGAGAGUUUGACAUGAAAUGUUCUAUAAUCAACAAUUCUCCAACACUAAGUAUAUGUUGGUUUAAAAACAGGCCGUGUUCCAAAUGAAAAGUCUGUUGUAGUGAUAAUAGUUGAGAGGGUUUAAGGGCACAGGGAAAGAGUGUGUUCUUUUGAAUGUGGACUGAUGAAAGCUCUGAAGCUGAACAUUAAAGCAAUUAAUGAAGUGUAUAAUUUAUAGGUUUUAAGUGCCAAUGCAUGACUGAGUUAAGAACUCUGUGUGUAAUUAUUUUUACACAAUCGUCAUUAUUGACGCAGCUUUUUAAUUGUCACUAAGCUUAUCUGCUCGAAUUGGAACUGUUGCACCCUCACACAGACUGAGGCCCACCACUAAAAAUGUUAGCCCACCCAUGCAUGCGCUCACCCUGCUUUCCUCUCGCAGGCUUUUCACUCUGUUGCACCAUUAGGUGAAACAUGCGUGAAUACGCUAAGUCUAUCUUGGCCUGAUAAAGCCUAGAGAUGAUCGUGAGAGACGUGCAGAAACACAGGCACCCACUUGCUUACUCACACAGCCAGAUUUUACAAGGCAAUCGCCCGAGAUGUGGGCAGCAAAACUCAAGCGAAUCAUCAUUCUCGACCGCAUCCCAUAUAAGUAACAUUCGCCGGAAUAAACCAAAAUCAAGCAGCAAACACAGGUGAUGCUUAUUGCGAAACCCUGUACACAAGCUCUAAACACCUCCUGGCUUAAUUCGCACAAGAUUUUGAGGCAGUGAAAUGGAGUUAAUUUGCUGCGGAGCUCCAUAAAAUGUGUUCCCGGAAAAAGAAAAUAAACAAGGGUUGUUUCACCGUUUUCCUACGUCGUAAUUCUCUCAAGCAAGAAAUGGAAUCAGCCGUAAAAACUCUGCUAGGGUUUUGUUUGGACAGAAAUAUACCUAGCUAUAUUUUAGAGGGCUCUCUACUCUCAAUUUUCCAAUUAAAAUUCUGUCUAUGAACAGUGAGGACAGUGUGCUCGAGGCUUUCUCAUUGUCUGGGCUGUUUUUCUUUCUCUGCUUUGUCUUUUAAAGCCCUGAGAUUUUUUUUUUUUUUUUUUUUUUUAAGACAUCCCCCAGCCUCAAACUGCCACAGCUAAUGGGCCACCCGACAAAAUGUGCAAACACAAAGAAAGAAAUGGUUUGUUUAGAAAUGACAUGCUUUCAGUAUGCAAAACCUGACAUCUGACAAGCACAAACAGAGUUUGAAUUUUUUUGUAAAGUUGUAGAGAAUAUAUUAGCCAGUACUGAUAUCUUCAUUUUUAUAUUUUUUUUGUUUGUUUUGUGGUACUGUUUUAGGUUGGUUUAUUGAGUUCAUGCAAGUGAUUUGAUUUGCUCUCUGGUGUGUGAAUUAUUUUUUUUCAACAAUGACAAUGAUUAUACUGCGACUGUGACCUGAAUUUCAGUGUUUGAUCCUGGUUUCUGAACUGUGCAAAGCCUUCGGAUGGGAGUUGUUUCUCCUGAAAGAAAGAGAAGAAGAAAAAACACUUCUGCAAAAGAGCCAAGUGUUCUGUUAACUGUGAUGGACUUCUGAUUUGUCUCGCACCGGAGGCUGUUUGUGUAACUGGGUCCAUUGUCAUUAAAUGACAAGUCGUGUCCCCUUCAGUGUACAUAAUGAUUUCAGUGCUUAAAUGUAAUUUAAGUGAACUAUCUGCAUGAACACAGCCUCGGUCUGGAGUCCACAGAGGUAGUGUGUACUUCAACACGACAUGCUACUGUGUACCCUAAUAUUGUCCACCAAUCAGACGGUCACAUGCAUGCUUUCCAGAUCAACAGCACAACUGCGCACACACACACACACACACACACACACACACACACACACACACACACACACACACACACACACACUCUCUCUUACAAGAUCACAAACACAUGGGCAAUGGGGUCCAAAAGUCUUACAAUACUCUAAUUUCUCAUGCUUAAAUUAUGUACUUACUAUAAUACUAAAGAUUUAAUUAAAAAUUGACAAUGUCUUCGCAUACAGUCUGUCCUUCUCUUGCUUUAACAUCAACACUCAAGAUGCACGUAGAGUAGUUUGUGUAAAAUCUGAUGCUCAUGUUCUUCAGCAUGAUUUGAAAUGAUCCAAAGAACAUCUUGUGCUUUAGUGGAAGUAAGAGCAUGUGAUAAAUGUCACAUUUUCUUAUUUGUUUAGUGACCCGGAAAUUGUCGAAAAUUUUGUAAUAAAGGUUAUUUUCUUAGAAGUUGCUCAAAAAUCCUGAAGCUUUAUUUUCGGGGUUUCAAUGGUAUUUUAAAUCCCACAUUUUUAGAGUCUUCUCAGACUUUUGGAUCCCACUGUACUUUAACACACACAUACACACGCAAACAUUUUUGCAUUUGGGAAACUCAUUGUCCUCAGUUCUGGCUGUCACUGAGCAUGGAGACUGCUCUGUUAUCAUUUCCUGUUCUAAUAAACCAUCAAGAACCUAAA